CGCUGCCACCUGUGUUCCUGCCCCAGGAGAGUGCAAAACGAGCCGUGUCCCACUCACUCUGGCACUGGCAGAGGUCGGUGCCCGGCUGCCGAGAGGCGUCCGGUGACACUCAAGUACCACUCCGCCGCCACCCGCCGGAGCCGCCUCCUUCCCUAGGAACACACCGCCCCCCCGCCUCCCUUUCCUCCAGCAGCUGCCGCCACCCCCCCUCCCCGAAGGAAAGAAAAAAAUCCACCAAAAAAAGAUAAAAACUAGGAAAAAGCAACAAAGAAGAGGGGAGCUAAAACUCAAGACCGCGAGGCGAGCCCCUGGCCUGGCUGUGGGGCGGCAGACCGCGGCCGGAGCCCGGGGGCGCACGGUGGAGCCACCCCGGGAGCCGCGCUCCGAGCCCCGGCGCGCCUCCGCCCGACCGCCGCCCCCCUCUGCCACCAUGAACAAGCUUUACAUCAGGAACCUAAACGAGAACGUGGCUCCUGCUGACUUGGAGAAAGUCUUCAAAGACCACAAGAUCUCUUUCAGCGGCCAAUUCCUGGUCAAGUCCGGCUAUGCUUUUGUGGACUGCCCCGACGAGCAGUGGGCCAUGAAAGCCAUCGAAACUUUUUCGGGGAAAGUAGAGCUUCAUGGAAAACAGCUAGAGAUUGAACAUUCAGUACCUAAAAAGCAAAGAGUUCUCAACGCCUUACGGGGUGCCCUUCAAUGGAAUUGGCUGCUCCUGCUGGAAAAUCCAGUGCAUGAUAUUCAACCGGGAGAUCAGGUCUAUGUGAAGAAUUGGUUCACAGACUCACUGAGAGAGACAUGGGACGGUCCCCAUCAAGUGAUCUUGACAACUUUCACAGCCAUAAAGGUAGUGGGAAUCGACGCUUGGAUCCACUACACUCGAGUCAAGAAGGUUCCAACCGAAUGGGAAACCCAAGUGGUAUCCCCCACUCGAAUGAUAUUUCGAGCCAAACAGCAUUCUUAACUGUUGUACUGUUGAUAUUAUUGAAAAUGGUAUCGGUCAAUGGAUUUGUAUUUGUCACUGUUAUAGAACCUGUGGUUACUGUCAUGGAAGGGAUGGAUGUCAAUUUAACCUGUGACAUUGCUGAUGACCAAGGAGCUGGAGCCGAGGAAAUAAUUGCGAUUUGGAAACAAGGACAAACCAGAUUGACUGCAAGUAUUGUUACUGUUUGGAAUAAGGAUACCCAAAAAAAAAGGAAGUGUUACCUUGCAAUUGACUAAUUUAACGUUAGGAGAAGCAGGAGUAUACAUGUGUUUGGUGUUAAUUCGGGAAAAUUUUGAUUAUAAGCGAAUAGAUUUGAGAGUAAUACCUUGGUCCCCGAUUCAGGAGGGAGUAGAACUAAUACCAAAAAUAGCUUUAAUGGAUAUGUGGGAUGGCCCGCCCUUGAGGAUAAAACUGCACUUUUACUUCACAAAGAGAAUGUGAAGCCCCGGUUCAAGUUAAAUGGUGGAAAAUGGGACCUCAAGGAUUGUGGGACAGGAUCGAGCAAGGAAUCAGUUGGUGGAAUGUGGGGAACAGAGGGAUAGGAUGGCUGAAUUAUACUCAACCUCUGUUGGGUAAGAUGGAUGGACAAUAUCUAUGUGUAGUUGUAUGUGGACCCUACUCUAAUUAUGGAAAAAGAAAUGUGCAGGGCUGACCUCAUUUGAAUCAAGGAAUUAGGGCCACACAAGGGGUGUAUCAGGCCAAUGAAGGGAAAAUAGUUAUUUUAACAUGUAAAGUGAAUCCCAGAAUGAGUUUUUCAGAUUUUGGGUGGUGGUUUGGAGAUAGCAGUAUAUAGCCUGGAAGGAAAUAUCGGAUAGAGAAAAGGUUAGGCGGCACCAUAGUAUUAAUAAUAAAUGACGUAUAGUCAGAUGAUGAAGGGAUGUAUUGGUGUUGGAUAGCCAAAGAUGCGUGGUGGGCCCACUCUAGGAUGUUAGUAUCAUUAAUUAGAGGCAAAUAUAGCCGAAGGAGAAUACGGGAUCUAGGAAAUGGGACAAUAAACUUCCAUCAAGAUGAAGGACGGGAAAAUUUAGUGGUCGGGUUGAUUAGAGAUUUUGGAAUGAUUCAGAAUGUAUCUAAGAUUACAGCAUGUUUGCCACUACCUCAGGCUGCAGGUGAACCUAUACCCUGGGGAAUUAUUCCAAUAACAACCAUGCCAGAAACCUCUGUUAAUUUUACUUGGAACUGCAGGCAAGUAUCAAUAAAGUAUGAAGAGUGGAUAAAUGGGUGUUUAAUACAGGGGGAUUUAACGGAAAAGGAGUGUAGAUCAUUGCCGGGGUAUUAUAGAUGGGUUAGAACAGGUCCUUAUGGGAGAGGUGGCAAUAUUAAAGGUCGCUGUACGUAGAUAGUACUAUUCCAAUAAUUGGAUAUUGGUGUAGUAGCACAAAAAUAAAAGUCGAAAAGAUUAGGAAUGAAGAGAUCUGCCUGAAUGUUACACAACAACAAACUUUGGAAGAUGAAUGGGACACAGUAUGGGGACCUGGUUUGUUGGAAUCAUAUAGUUACCUAGGUCCAGUACAAUGGUGUAUACAAUGGACAGGGGAGAAAGAUCAGACUCACGAUAGUGUGAUGGCUACAUACACUUCCGUGAGACCAUCCAGAGAUCAGAAAGAAAUAUGGAACUGUACGAAAGUUUUUACUUGUGACUCCCCAGAGAGUCAGAUAGGUUUAGUCCCUGUUAGAGUUCUGCUGAAAUGGGGGUGUGAAUGUCGGGGAUAUAAUCAUACGAUUAAAGACUAAAUAAAGGGAGAUGUACAUGAGAAAGGGAUGUAUGGAAAAAGGGUCAUUAGUUGCAAAUCCACUACAAUCAGAAGUCCAGGAAACUUAGUUUGGGUUAUGGGUCAUGGGCAAUGGACCACCCAUUUACCAAUUGAUGGUCCAGUAACUCAAAUAACCUUGGGAGUUCCCACAUUAUGCCCAUUUUGGAGACAAUCUAAAUUAGAAACAAGGAUAGCUCGGAAGAAAAGGGAAAUAGGUGAUGAUAUCAAGGUAGAAGAUGAAUGGCAUGAACCAAGUGAUGGAGUAGAAUUUGGCUGGGCUUUAGAGUCUUUGUUUGCACAGGCUGCAUCUUACCGUAAUAGGGAAAUGUUGUAUAAGCUACUGGGCCAGACUAAAAGAUUAGCAGCAGCCACCAAGAAAGGGUUUAAGGAUAUGAAUUUGCAGCUACAGGCAACUAGCAGAAUGACUUUGCAGAAUAGAAUGGCCUUAGAUAUGUUGCUGCUGCGGGAACAUGGGGUCUGUGGUUACCUGAGCAAAAGAAUUGAUCACUGCUGUAUCCAUAUUCCAAACAUGACAAUCGAAGUAGAAAAAGAUAUUUUACAAUUGGAAAAGGUUGAAACCGAAGCCAAAGAAAUUGAAAAAGAAGCUCAACAUAAUUGGAUAGGUGCAAUAUUUGAUUCAUUGGGGCUCCAGGUCUCUGGGUGGAUUUCCUCAGUCAUCCAAUAUGUAAUUAUGUUUGUUAUACUAUUGAUGAUAAUUUAUAUAGUUUACAAGUGUAUUUUAGGAACCAUUACCAGAGAAAAGCUCAACACCUGCAGAUUAAUGAAUGCGAUGACCAGAAAUGGAACUGGAAAUGGGUCUCCUCCUCCAUCAUAUAAGGAAAUCACUACUUGAGACACAGACAAUAAAGACAGAUGAUGUUGAGCAUCCUUGCAAGAUAGAAGAAUGCUCAAAAGGGGGGACUUGUUAGCAUUACUGUAUAUGGAAAGUUAGAAAUAGUUAGGCUAAGGUCUGUAUCGAGGCCUAGUGAGCAGUGUGGGAUGUUGAUGUAACCUAGCAGUCUAGGGAACUAGUGGGGCAUGCUGAGCUUGUGCAUUCUUGCUUAAACAAAGCAAAGAGAUUAGUGAAGAAUACUGAACGCUGAAUCUUGUUUUUCUCAAAGAAAUCGUUAUCUCGAAUGUUUACCUGUUUGUUAUCUAUGGAAAUUUCUUGUUGUGGAUUCAGAUAAGCAUAGUCUCAAGUAACUACAUGAAAGAGCACAACAUAAUCCUAAUGUCUAAGAAAACUGGUAAACAUCACGGGGACCUGAUGAAGUAAUCAUUUGUGGAAAGUAUAUAAACUCUGUGAAAUUUUCUGU
Messenger RNA from Colius striatus (speckled mousebird), 4052 nucleotides. Its product is annotated as insulin-like growth factor 2 mRNA-binding protein 1. Lineage: Eukaryota; Metazoa; Chordata; Aves; Coliiformes; Coliidae. Bases 431 to 961 code for a protein of 176 amino acids. The record is from RefSeq and is a predicted model, not a curated record. Gene Ontology annotation, molecular function: RNA binding. The transcript is spliced from 4 exons.